This is a messenger RNA of Aplosporella prunicola CBS 121167, 1995 nucleotides long. RefSeq lists its product as uncharacterized. Bases 47 to 1696 code for a protein of 549 amino acids. Gene Ontology annotation, molecular function: transmembrane transporter activity. The record is from RefSeq and is a predicted model, not a curated record. Gene Ontology annotation, cellular component: membrane. Gene Ontology annotation, biological process: transmembrane transport. The transcript is spliced from 6 exons. Lineage: Eukaryota; Fungi; Ascomycota; Dothideomycetes; Botryosphaeriales; Aplosporellaceae.
GCAAGCCCAAGCCAUAGACGCUGCACUGCCCGUGGACGCUGCGCUGAUGGCGCGCGAGCAAGAGGAGAAGACGUCCGCCGACGACCUGGAGCGAGCCGACCCGCCGUCGCGCCGUUGCGAUCAGAUUCAGCCUAGCAACGACACCAGCACCAACACCAACACCAACACGCACCUCGACGGCGAUCACGACCGCCGUUCUCACCACCAUGCCCGCUACAGGGUGUACAAGCGGCGGUGGAUCGGGCUCCUGCAGCUCGUGCUGCUGAACAUUAUUGUCAGCUGGGACUGGCUUACCUUUUCGGCCGUCUCGACGGACGCGGCGGCGUAUUUUCGCGUUUCCGAGGGCGCGAUCAACUGGCUCAGCACGGCGUUUCUGUUUGCGUUUGUCGCUGCUUGUCCCAUCGUGAUCCCGACGCUGCACCACGGCCCCAAACGCGGCAUCCUGGCCGCGAGCGCCCUCAUCCUCGGCGGCAACUGGGUGCGGUACGCGGGCGCGCGCGCCACGGGCGGCCACUUCGGCGCCGUCAUGGCCGGGCAGGUGCUGGUGGGGCUGGCGCAGCCGUUCGUCCUCGCGGCCCCGACCCGCUACUCCGACUUGUGGUUCUCGGAGCGGGGGCGCAUUUCGGCGACGGCGGUGGCGAGUCUGGCUAACCCGCUUGGUGGCGCGUUGGGCCAGUUGAUUGGCCCGAUUUGGGCGACGAGGCCGAGCGAGGUCCCCGAUAUGGUGCUCUACACGGCCAUCAUCUCCACAAUCGCGACGCUCCCCUCCCUCUUCAUCCCCUCCGCGCCCCCCACACCCCCCUCAGCAACCACAAGCACAACCACAAGCACAACCACAAGCACAACCACCCCCCCCCCCCCCCUCCUCCGCACCCUCCUCACCCUCGCGCACAACCCCUCGUUCUGGCUGAUCCUCCUCCCCUUCGGCAUCUACGUCGGCACCUUCAACGCGACCUCCACCCUACUGAACCAAAUCCUGUCCCCCUACGCCUUCACCUCCUCCGACGCAGGAAUAGCCGGGGCGCUGCUCAUCUUCGUCGGGCUCGGCGCCGCCGCCCUCAGUUCCCCCCUCCUCGACCGCUUCCACCCGAAGCCGUACCUGCUCGCGAUAAAAACGCUGUGCCCCCUCGUCGCGGCCAUGUACGUGGCCUUCGUGUUCGCGCCCAACACGCGCGACACGGCCGCGCCGUACGCGAUCCUUGCUAUCCUGGGCGCGGCCAGCUUCGCGCUCGUGCCCGUUGCGCUGGAGUUUUUGGUCGAGGUGGGGUGGCCGCUUGGGCCUGAGGUGGGGAGCACGGCGUGCUGGGCUGCGGGGCAGCUGUUUGGUGCUGUUUUUAUUAUCAUCAUGAACGCGUUGAAAGAACCGGGGGGUGGGAGUGAGGAUGAUGGCAAAGGCACCGGUCCCGGCUGGAGCCCCCCCGGCAGCAUGUGGAAGGCGCUGGUGUUCCAGGCAGUCGUGGCCGUGGCCGUGCUGCCUGCGCCGCUGUUGCUGGGGGUGCGGCGGCUGGGGUUGGGGUUGGGGCACGCCGGCGCGCUGGGAAGGAUGAGGGCUGAGGAGGGGGGUGUGGGAGAGGAGGGGGCGGAUGCGCGUGCUGAUGCUGCUCAUGCUGCUGCUGCGCGGGGAGAUAGGGCCGGCGAGAUGGCUGUGGAUGUGGGGGAGAUGCGGGCGUGGAUUGCUAGGAUGCAUGGUGAGUAGGUGGGGAGGGAUGGGGGUGGGUGGGUGGUGUUUUUCUGGUUUGGGUUGGGUUGGUUGGGUUUGGUUCGGUUUGGUUUAGGGUUGGUGAUUGUAGAUAUGGGUGCAUGUGUAUGUGUACAUGUACAUGUACAUAUACAUGCUUGGGCGGACGGCGGAGCUGCGUGCUGCUGGGCUAUGUGAUGUGUGUGUGUGUGCGCGUGCUUGAUGGUGUCAACGAACGGUUCCCGGUAGCAGGAUCUGCGCCUUCGUGUGGUAACAGUGGCGCUGCUGCCGCUGCCGCCGCCGCGCGCGCGCGCGCG